Molecule: messenger RNA, 6128 nt
Organism: Epinephelus moara (kelp grouper)
Lineage: Eukaryota; Metazoa; Chordata; Actinopteri; Perciformes; Serranidae
Gene: naa25
Product: N-alpha-acetyltransferase 25, NatB auxiliary subunit
Exons: 24
Coding region: 46-2961 (971 amino acids)
Biological process (GO): N-terminal peptidyl-methionine acetylation
Cellular component (GO): cytoplasm; NatB complex
Molecular function (GO): protein-N-terminal amino-acid acetyltransferase activity; protein binding
Source: RefSeq, a predicted model, not a curated record
CACACUGCGCAUGCGCGAACAUUUACCCAGCAGGUAAACUCCACCAUGGCGGCGAGAGGCCAUGUGCAGGACCCCAACGACAGGAGACUCAGACCCAUAUACGAUUACCUUGACAAUGGCAACAAUAAGAUGGCAAUACAGCAGGCAGAUAAACUGCUGAAGAAACACAAGGACCUGCACUGCGCCAAGGUCCUAAAGGCCAUUGGCCUUCAGAGGACUGGAAAGCAGGAUGAAGCCUUCACUUUGGCGCAGGAAGUGGCCACUCUGGAGCCCACUGAUGACAACUCACUACAAGCUCUGACUAUUCUGUACAGGGAGAUGCAUCGUCCUGAGCUGGUCACCAAGCUGUAUGAAGCUGCAGUGAAGAAGGUUCCUCUCAGCGAGGAGUAUCACUCUCACCUCUUCAUGGCUUACGCUCGCGUGGGGGAGUACAAGAAGAUGCAGCAGGCAGGAAUGGCGUUGUAUAAAAUCGUCCCCAAGAAUCCGUAUUACUUCUGGUCUGUCAUGAGUCUGGUGAUGCAGGCCAUCUCAGCACAAGAUGAGAAGCUGGCCCAAACCAUGUUCCUGCCUCUGGCUGAACGCAUGGUGGAGAAAAUGGUGAAGGAGGAGAAGAUCGAAGCAGAAGCAGAGGUGCAGCUGUACUUUAUGAUCCUGGAGCGCCUGGGAAAGUGUGUCGAGGCUCUCGAGGUGAUCAGGGGCCCACUUGGAGAGAAGCUGACCAGCGAGCUGCAGAGCAGAGAAAACAAGUGUAUGAUGCUCUACCAGAGGCUACAGCGCUGGCCCGAGUGUAACUCCCUGGCCCACAAGCUGCUGCUCAAAAACCCUGAUGAUUGGCAGUUCUAUCCCUCCUACUUUGACUCUCUCUUCCAUCUGAUUGACCAGUCGUGGAGUCCGCCAGAAGAAGGAGAGCACUGUUCGGAGGGUUCGGUACAUCACACUGUGGCUGAGGUGGUGAGGUUCGUGGAGGAGAGAAUUAAAGGGGAGGAUGGCAAAGACUCCCGAUCACUCAGAGGACCCUAUUUAGCUCGUCUUGAAUUAAUGCACAGACUGAGAGAAAGGGGCUGUCCUGAAGAGAGCCUGUUAGGUGAGCCUUUAGAGCUAAUGGUGCAGUUCUUCGGGAAGUUUGGAGACAAACCCUGCUGCAUCACCGACCUAAAAAUAUACCUCCAUCUGCUCUCGCCUGAACAGCACGUGCAGUUCAUUAACCGUCUGAGUGAAGCGGUCCCGCUGGGGGAGCAGGGAGAGGAGGGAUUCGCUUUUCCAGAGGACACCAAAGCGCUGCAGAGGCAUUUGUGCGUGUGCCAGCUGAGUCGAGCGCUCGGGCUGCAUCACGCUCUCGACGUGGACGGGAAACUGCGGCUCAUCGCAGAGCUCAAAGCUCACUAUCGGCACGGACUCAAGUUUGGGAAGAGCGCUCUGAAGACGGAGCUGCAGUUCUCUGAUAUGUAUUGUCUCAUGGCAGCUCAUGUAUACAUCGACUUAUGGACAGACACUGGGGAUGAGAGCAUGGUGUGGCAGUGUUUGGGCGUCCUCCAGGAGGGUCUGUCUCUGAGUCCCUCCAACGCCCAGUUCAAGCUGCUGCUGCUGCUCGUCUACUGUCACCUGGGAGCCUUUGAGCCUGUGGUGGACCUCUACUCCAGCCUGGACGCCAAGCAUGUACAGCACGACACCAUAGGGUUUCUGUUAACACGCUACGCUGAGUCAUUGGGUCAGUUCGCUGCAGCCUCCCAGUCUUGUAAUUUCUCCCUCAGGUUUUUCCACUCUAACCAGAAAGAUACCUCAGAGUAUAUCAUCCAGGCGUAUAAGUAUGGAGCGUUUGAGAAAAUCCCAGAGUUCAUCGCUCUCAGGAACAGGUUGAACCAAUCGCUGCACUUUGCCCAGGUCCGCACUGAGAGGAUGCUGCUGGACCUGUUCCUCGAGGCCGAUAUUGUGUUGAGUCUGGAGGAGAGCGUGAAGGCCAUGUCUUUGUCUCCAGAGGAGGAUGACAUCCCCUGGGAUAAUAUGAGGGACAACAGAGACCUUACUGUUUUUACCAGCUGGGACCCUAAAGACAGACAGUUAACUGAGGAGCACCGGCGUCGUUCUCUGGAGGAAGAGUCCGUGUGGCUGAGGAUACGCUCUCUAACGCUUCGCCUCCUCGCCUCUUUGGCCGCUCUGGGACACACGCCAUCGCAACAGAACUCUGAGGUGACCAACGAGAACGGAGUGGGAGACAAGACCUCGAUCCUCAGCAGCCUGCUGUCGCAGCUCAACCAGACUCUGCAGACGGCCGCUCAGAUAGCAGAAAAACGCGUACAGUAUCCAUUCCUGGGACCCCCCUCCACCCGCCUGGCCCCAGCUCUGUCCAGUGGGAGCUGUCAGUGCCAGGCUGCAGCCCUCCAGCUGUCUGUCCACCUACAGGAGCUGGAGACCGUCGGACUUGAUGAGUCGUCAGAGCUUCAAACCCAGAUCUGUAACGGUUUCAAAUCAUUAGUAGUUCAGCUUCAAGAAAUACUGAAUAAAUGCAAAGGGGAUUUAUUGGAACUGAAAGAGAGCACAUUAAAAACCUGGCCCUCCUUAUUAGAAAACCUAGUCUUCUUUGUUGAGACGGUGUGCAUAGUCUUGUGGAUGGCUAGUCACUGUGCCAAGAUCCUCCGACCACUCAAGACAAGUCUACAGAAGAAGAAGAAGAAGAAAAAGGAUGCAAACACAGCUCUGCCAGCGGUGGUGUGUGGCUUCCAGGAGCUGACGGGGAGCUUGCAGGACGUGCUCACCCAGGCUCUGGAACAUAUAAAGGGGCAGGAGACUGGCAUGACGGCCCUUAAACUGGCCAGUUUAAGUUUGGAAGGACACACACAGGAGGAGGCGUCGUUUACGAAGGCUGCUAUGGACAAGGUGCAGAGCAGUUACCUGCGCUCACUACAGGAGGUGGGAGAUCUGCUCAAGAAGAGAGCAGAAACUAUAAAGAACCUCAAGAUCUGAGCACCAUCACACACCCCAAAUAAUGAUGACUGUACCCCCACCACCACCACCACCACCACCAUCACCAUCAGCUCCCCCUCUCUCCACCACCGUCUGUCUGCCCACCAGCUAACCUUCGACCCCUACAGCCUACCUACAACCCGCCCGGCCUCCUCUCCUCCUGCAUAUUUCUCCAGUCGGCGUUUGUGAGCUCUCAAUCUGGAUUUUUCUUUUUCUUUCCCCUCGACACACACCUCUGGAACAUUUGCAACUCUUAUAGCACACGAGCUUGUAAGUAAACUCAUGAAUUUAUACAGCAGCAGUUAUAAGUGAAAAAUGAGGAAAAAAAGACGUGCUCCUUUAAAAGAUAAGAAUAGAGCAAAUUAGGAAAAAUGAAUACGCAGUUUUAGAAGAACUAAUCUAAUAAAUUAUUGUACAUAGUAAAGAGCAACUACCACAACUCUCAAUGACUAAAUGAGAAUAUAAGACACAAUAAACCACUAUUCUGUUUGUCAGUUACGUUUCCUCUUUUUAUUUCUCACCAUGUUUCUCUGGUGAGAACAAUCACACACACACACAAACACACACACAGGGACUGUUAACACUAAGGAGGAAAGUUAUUUCAAUGUGCUGCUUUUCCAGCUGUUUCUCUCUGUCAAGAGCAAGCAGGCACAAUUUUGCAUUGAACUGAUGAGCCCUCUGGAAACAUGGACACCUGGCUACCUGCAGACUGAAGUUCCCCCCAUUCAACAUUUAUUUUGUCUUUUCUUCUUCUUCUUUUUUCUUUGCUUUGUGUAUCCUGUGUGUCGCUUUGAAAGUGGAACCACCUCCUGUAGUUGCAGUAUUAUAAAGAGCAGCGGUGGGUUGAGUUAAAGGACUUAUCUUUUUUUUUUUUAAUCUGAAUUGUCUGCCGCUAUUCUUUCUUUUCUUUUUUUUAAUACCAGUAGAAGUGGUGCUUGUAAACAUGUCUCUUGUGGAAUUGGGUUUGUUUCAGCACAACAACAAUAUAUUCAGGCAUGGAUCAAAUAAUCAGAAUCCUUUAAGACUGGAUUGAUUAUAAUUAUUUAAGAGACCAUUUUAAUAUUAAUGGGUAACAUCUGUACUUUUCAACCUGGACUCUAUUUUCCCAUGUUUUUGUGUCCGAGUGACGAAUGGAGGCAACAGUUUUUCAAGAGCAUUCAAGAAAAGUGCUUGUUUUUGUUACUGACAGGCUCAGAUUGUUGUUCUAUGUGUGUGAAAUUAUGGAAAGGAUCCCUACAGAGAUAGAGCUCUUUGUCUAAGAGUAACAUCCUAUUUAUUUAACAAGAAACACCUCAGAAAUCAUGAUUGCCACACCCACCAUCCUCCAUUUAAAUAGUACUUGUUUUUGCCACUGACAGACUCAGAUUGAUAUUUUAAGUGGAGGAAAGGAUCCCUACUGAGAUAGGCUUUUUUGUGAAAGCUAAGGUCCUUCUGGUUUAACAAGAAACAGCCCCAAAAUCACAAUUGCAACACCCACCAGACUCCAUUGAAAUAGUGUUUGUUUUUGUCACUGACAGGCUCAGAUUGUUAUUCUAACUCUGUGACAACAUUAUGAAAGGAUCCUACAGAGAUAGAGGUUUGUGUUAAAGAGUCAAUCCUUUUUGUUUAACCAGAAACAGCCCGGAAAUCACAAUUGCCACACCCACCAGACUAAAUUUAAAUUGUGCUUGUUUUUGUCACUGACAGGCUCAGAUUGUUAUUCUAACUCUGUGACAACAUUAUGAAAGGAUCCUACAGAGAUAGAGGUUUGUGUUAAAGAGUCAAUCCUUUUUGUUUAACCAGAAACAGCCCUGAAAUCACAAUUGCCACAUCCACCAGACUAAAUUUAAAUUGUGCUUGUUUUUGACACUGACAGGCUCAGAUUGUUAUUCUAACUCUGUGACAACAUUAUGAAAGGAUCCUACAGAGAUAGAGCUUUGUGUUAAAGAGUCAAUCCUUUUUGUUUAACCAGAAACAGCCCUGAAACCACAAUUGCCACACCCACCAGACUAAAUUUAAAUUGUGCUUGUUUUUGACACUGACAGGCUCAGAUUGUUAUACGUGUCUGACAACAUCAAGGAAAAGGUCCCCACAGAGAUAGACUUUUUUUUUUAAGACAAGAUCCUUUUCAACUACAGGAAACAGCCCCAAAAUUGCUAUAGCCAAAACCCACCAGCCUCCAUUUUAAAUAAUGCUUGUUUUUACCACUGACAGGCUCAGAUUGUUAUACAUGUUUGACAACAUCAAGGAAAGGGUCCUUACAGAGAAAGAUGUUUUUGUUAAUAAGAAAGGUCCUUUUUGUUUGACAGGAAACAGCCCCAAAAUUAUGAUUGCCACCAGGUUAUUAUUCUAAGUGUCCGACAACGUUUUGGAAAGGAUCCCUACAGAGAUAGAGCUUUGUGUUAAUGAGUAAGAUCCUUUUUGUUUAACCAGAAACAGCCCUGAAAUCACCAUCACCAAACCCACCAGACUCCAUUUGAAUAAACAGUCAUGUUAGUGUGUAUAGAGGCAGCAUGUUGUCACAUCUAACUGGGUGAAUUAAGGGUUAAUUUCAACCAAACCAGAGCUGGUGAUUGUUGGAACAGUGGAAAGAUGAACUAAGAUGGUUUCUUUUUCAGGGCUGUUUCUGGUUAAACAAAUAGGAUCUGACUCUUUAACACAAAGCUCUAUCUCUGUAGGGAUCCUUUCAUAAUGUUGUCAGACACUCAGAAUAACAAUCUGAGCCUGUCAGUGACAAAAACAAACACUUUUAGUGGACGUAAAUUACAGUGCGCAAUUGCCCCUUAACGUUACAAUGCAGCCUGUUUCAUCGAUGCCAGCUGCAGCACUCUCUCUCAGUAUUGGACCAAAAUCACAAACUGUCACCACCAUGAGUCACUAAGCAAAAAAACGUGAAAAAAAUAGGGUUCAGGUUGAAAAACAUCGAAGUUACCCUUUAAUGUUCACCAAGAACUGUACAUUUUAUACUCAUCCACAGUGUGUCGCUGCAGGCAUGGGAAGUCUCUCUCUCAGAAUUCAUCAGUAUGCAAAGAACAUCAUCACCUGUUAAAGGAUAUCCAUGUAUGUAGCGACACAACGGCAAAUACAAGUGCACAAACUAAUAUAAUUUAUUAGGAUGAGUGUUUUGGCAGAGUUGUAGUUCAGUCCAGAGCAGAGCACCGAGAGGAUUUUGUCCACUUUGACCCAGA